CUCAAUUUUUGGAAAUUCUUUCUUUCCAGUUUCGAUCUCUCUUUUUCAAAAUUCAAACCUAGAAAUUUGCGCCAGGUUUCUUCGAUCCAAAAACUCUCUCUCUCUCUCUCUCGCUCGCCGCUUUCCUUUUACUGAAUUCGUGAAGGCACAUCUGGGAAUCAGAAGCUGCAAUUCAGGACAUAUCUUGAUGGAGGUUACACUGAAAGUUUAACAAGUUUAAGGACAGAUGGGUGUCCCCUUUGUUUAUUUUUCUGUGAACUUGCAGAUUUAAGGGUAUCCUUGUAAGUUCAAAGAAAUCAACAGACAACAUACCCAUCCUGCACAGCAGAUCUACCAGCUAAAUACAGCGGCAGUUCUAAUUGACUGUAUCAUCGUGAUAGUCUUGAGUGUGUGCAUACUCUGCCAGAUGCUAAUUGGUUGACUAGUUCAUAUUCAGUUUCAGUUAUAUUGAUCUCAAUUCCACAUGGAUGCAGAAUCACAUAGUAUUUCCCAGGAGUCGGAGUUCACAGAGCUUGCCCCAAUGAACAGUGUAGUAGUUCACCAUUUUGACCAGCUGGAGGGACAUUGUGCCCUAUGCAGGAGAAUCUUUUCUCCAGAUGAUGAAGUUAAUGAGGGCUUUGAAACAGAUAGCCUGUGCGGGGACUGUAAGCGUAUGUUUCUUGAAGAUAUUGACACAAACAUACGAGAUUCUCAUCAUAGUAGUUCAGAAGGGGGAAGAGCUGGGUACAGCAGGAGUUCCGAGUCUGCUGAGGAUCUGUUUUCGCAACAGUUCUCUCAUCUGAUUAAUUUGGUCAGGCAAAAUCAGUAUUCUGUCCCCAUUUCUUCCUUGGAACAUGAGGUUCAACUUACUGAUGGUGAUACUGCCACAAGGGUGGUGCAGCGUACAAGCUCACGAACUACUCCAAGUGGGUCUAGGAGAUGGAGGAGAGUGCUGUCUGACAAUGAAAGUGAAGUUUUUGAUAACUUGGAUUCUGUUUUUGGGGAGAGUGAAUCCAAUGUAAGCUUUAGUGGAUAUGGAGCUUUCCAUUCUGAGAGUGAUGCAAUUUCUUUCAGUGCUUACGGUGGGGAAUCAGAUGCUUCCGUGGAUGGUCAUGGUUUACUGGAUAGAGAGAUGUUCAUCCAACCAGGUGAUGGAAGUGAUAUUGACAGUGAUACUGAUAUAGACCCAAUGCAUGCUGGACUAAACCAAUGGAAUUUAGAUGACCCAGAAGAUGGUGAAUGGGAAGAAGCUGAUGCUGAGGGAAGCACUGUUGAGACUACUGAAGCAGAAGGUUGGAUCCAAGAUGCUCUCAUUAGGAGUCCAAUUGAAAAUAAUGGCCCCAUAAACUGGCUGAGAGGGAUUCAGUCGCCUGAAAGUGGGGGAUUGAUUCAUUGGAGAAUCCGUCAAAGUAGACGUACAUACAUCCCUGACGUCUUCACAAACUUGGAGGAUGAUUCAGAGGUACAACCCUACUACAUAGGGAAUCCCGGUGACUAUCUUGAUACAAGAGGCUUUGAAGAACUUCUCGAGCAACUUGCAGAGACUGACGGCUUCAGACGAGGGGCACCUCCAGCAUCUGCAAACUUUGUGGAAUGUCUACCUCUCAUGGUCAUAAAUAAGGAACAUGAGAAGCAUGGGAGUUUGGUCUGUGCAGUGUGCAAAGAUUCCAUACCCAUUGGUACUGAAGCUAACCAACUCCCCUGCAUGCACCUGUACCAUCCUAACUGUAUCUUGCCGUGGUUGAGUGCUAGGAACUCAUGCCCUCUUUGUCGUUUUGAGCUUCCAACUGAUGACAAGGAUUAUGAGGAUGGGAAGCACAACACUGUUAGUAGAGUAGGAAUUCAUGAGAUCCAGCCUCAGGACCAAGGCAAUGAAAGUUCCUCUGAUAUCUCCAGUGAUUCUGAGACGGAUGAACAAAGUGAUAUUAGUAAUGGAAGAACUGAGAGAGGAGAAUUGGUCAGUGGAGAAUAUGCUACUGAUACCUCUGGGAGGGAGAGAAGAAGAGGAGGGUGGUUUUUCUUUGCUGCGGCUCCAAUUGUCAGCCUUGUUGGUAUUGUUCUUGUUUUGUGGUUCCGGAACCCUCUUGUGGAGAGAAGAGGAACAAGAGGACGUUGUGCCUUCCCUGAGCAGGUUCAGCAACAUGUUGGUAGGACCCCUAUGCAUGAGCAGAGAGGGAAUAGGAGCAGGAGAUGGUGGCCAUUCUUCUAGUAAGUUUUGUGAGUAAAGCUUUAUUUGGCCUGGGAUCACUGAUUGCCAAAUAUAUAUAUUUUUAAUGCCGGUUGGGGUUAGUUAUUUGAUUUGCAUCCAUAACGUUCAGAUUGAGGUUUUCUGUGUCUUCUUCUGUCAUGUAUUUAUAUUGUGUGGGAGGAAGCUUCAACCGUUUUGGUUCUUAUGGAGUUGGACCACUCUCUCUCCUGUUUGUGUAUCCAUUUUCUCAAGUGUUUGUGUAUAUAUUCUCAAUCAAUGACACAUCAAAAACUCUCUUAAGAGUUGGGACAAAG
Messenger RNA from Telopea speciosissima, 2481 nucleotides. RefSeq lists its product as uncharacterized. The transcript has 3 exons. Gene Ontology annotation, cellular component: cytoplasm. Gene Ontology annotation, molecular function: ubiquitin protein ligase activity. The record is from RefSeq and is a predicted model, not a curated record. Gene Ontology annotation, biological process: protein ubiquitination. Lineage: Eukaryota; Viridiplantae; Streptophyta; Magnoliopsida; Proteales; Proteaceae. The coding region runs from base 464 to 2188 and encodes 574 amino acids.